This is a messenger RNA of Linepithema humile (Argentine ant), 7128 nucleotides long. RefSeq names its product Neuropilin and tolloid-like (gene Neto). NCBI's taxonomy places the organism in Eukaryota, Metazoa, Arthropoda, Insecta, Hymenoptera, Formicidae. The record is from RefSeq and is a predicted model, not a curated record. Gene Ontology annotation, molecular function: protein binding.
UCCGCGCGCGACGCAUCGAGGGUUUUACUACUUGCUCGCUCGGUCGGCAACAGCGGCGGCGGCGCGACGGCACGGUUGACUCCGCGAGACAAGAGCCACGUGCGUGCGUUUCGUGUGCAACGGCAGUGAAAAGUGCGUGUGUCUCACGAACGUGCGUUACGCGUGGACGCGCAUGUUGCCCGAGACUGAUCGAGAUUGGAUUUUCGAGCGGAUGCCUCGGGGAUACGAGAGACGCUUCUCUCAUUUAAAAACGUAUCUAUUUUAGAUCACAUUCGGAUGAGAAAUUAAUUGGAUGUGAGUGUGUGCAGCACGAUCUGCAAAAGUGGUUAUUUUCUCGAGUGUCAGAAUUUUCCCGAAUUCCCGACGAGUGUAUAUCGGCGGAAAAACAAGAAGCGCAAUCGAGAACUAUCGCCCGAGGAAGUGUUAAGUGGAAAAGAUCCGUGUGUGCGCGGACAAACUAAAUAAGCGGCGCGUACGCUCACGUGAGAGCCCGGCAGAACGUUAAAUGAAUGUUGUUGCGGUGGACGCUGGCGAUCGCGACGGGAAAAUCGAGGGGGCACCGCAGGAUCGCUCGAUUUAAAUUCAUAGAUGUGCGAGCGGACGGGCCCACAAUGGUGGCUCGGCUCCCGCAACAAGUUCUGCUACUACUCGUACUCGUUACUGGAGCGUCCACGGGAGAGACCGAGGAUCCACGGUGGAGCACGUACAGCGCUCGGAAAACGAGUCGAUCCUCGCCGUCGCGAUCCUGGCCGUCCUCGAGUCUUGAGCACGCCGCGAGAGAAACCAGACUCUCGAACGGCAAGCUUCCGGAAACUACUCCUUGGAGCGUAGACAGAUCGAGCCCCGGAACUCGAUCGGACCUGAGUUUCCUCCGAACGGUGGUCGAGAGGUCCGAGGAGGAUGAGGACGAAAGGAGAGUGCGGUCGCUGGGGGGCAACGACACGAGGAUCACACGCCAUAACCCGUCCAUCUCUUCCAGGAGCGAUGAAACGAGCCAGACGGAUCCGUCCAAUCGGACUUCCAUCGAAUCGUCAUCCCCGCAGUCAUCGACGAUUGGCUAUCACCUCGCGAAGACUUCAUCAUUUCCUCGAAGCUCCCAUGACAUAGUGCCAACGCCCGAGAUACGACUAUUGGAUGAGACGCUUUCGCGUGACAACUUGGAAAAUACGACGCGAAUGGCAAUGGAUACGAAAGGCGUCGCGAUGCCACGACGUCACAUGAGACACGUCGCAGACAAAUGUGAGAAGUUUCAACUCGGAGAUCCAACGAAGCAGGAGUUUUAUAGUCCGAAUUAUCCUGAACUGUAUCCGAACCAAACUGACUGUGUUCGAGUUUUGGAAGCUGACAAAGGUAUGCUGUUGAAACUCGACUUUCGAGACGAGUUUAAGCUCGAAGACAGCCCGGAUUGCCGUUUCGAUUUCCUUGAGGUACGUGACGGCCAGCACGGUUACUCUAAUCUCCUCGGCAACUUCUGUGGCACGAAUUUUCCCCCCGAGAUCACAUCGAAGACACGGUACCUCUGGCUGCGAUUCCACAGCGACGAGAAUAUCGAGGGCAAGGGCUUCAAGGCUGUGUGGAACAUGAUACCGAGACCGACUUAUCCGGGCGUGCCACCGGAGCCAGAACCAUGCUUAGUUAACGUGACGGGUACGCAGGCGAUAAUUCAGAACAACGACGUCAAAGACAGGAGAAUCCAGGCCGAGAAAGAGGGACUCGCGUUAGACUGCAUGUGGAUCAUUCGUGUGAAAGAAGGAUGGAAGAUCCAGCUGACGUUCCAAGAUUUCAAACUACAGCGGCCGAAUGAAUGUGAGGCGAACUUCGUGGACAUAUUCAGGGAACACACGGACAUACCCUCGAGAGAAAGGAUUUUCUGCGGCAGCAUUGCCGACACCGUCGUCAUUCAAACCAGUAUCGCUCACUUGAGAUUCUACGCGGAACCGAAAGCUAUGAACAGUUCCUUCGAAGCGGUGAUGACCGCCGUCAGGGACAAGGAGAGCGGCGAGAAAUCCUGCAAUGUGGAUGAAUACGAUUGUGAGGAUGCGACGUGCAUCGCCGCGGAAUUGGAGUGCAAUGGAAGGGUGAACUGCCGCUUUCGAUGGGACGAAGACGAGACGAAAUGCGAGAAGAAGAAGUCACGGUUGAUCGAUUCGCAGCAUAUCGUCAUAAUUCUCGUCGUUUUCUCCCUAAUUAUGUUUGGCAUGAGCUUCGCCUUCGUCUUCAAUUGCGUCCGGAAACUCAUCCGCGAUCAUCGCAUUAUCCAGGAGCACAUAAGGCAAUCUAGAGAGAAUCGCUUGGAUGAACUAGGUCGAAAGUCGACGCCGUGCCCCAUCUCGACUUCCAGAACGGAUUUGCGCGAUCGCGGCAGCGAGUCGCCCAGCUUGGAAGUUUUACCUAGCAAGGAACUUAUACCACCCACCACUCUAAUACCGCAGGAGUACACCAAAGAUCUCGUCCUCGAAAUGACGUACAAUACGAGCGACAUCACCGACAUCCACCAGAGCAAUAAUGUGAGUAACGCUACGCAGGAACGCCUGCAAGAAUCUAGCGAGGAGCCGGAGAUGCGCGACAAUUGCUGCCAGACCAGAGAGAGCCUUUUCGAACCGCGGAUACCGGACGCGGUCACGCCGCUGGGCUUCACGACCUUCGGCAUACGCCCACCAAGCUCUCAGAACGGGACCAAUCAUCACCAUCACCAUCACCAUCAUCAUCAUCAUCAACUGAGUCCGCAGCGAUCGCACCAGAGUGCCCAAUCCUCGCAGCCGACCCUGCAAUCGUCGCAACAGAGUUCGCAGCAGAGCGCCUCUCAGUGCUCCGGCUGCAGUCCAGCGUCCCGCGGACGGGACGGCAGUAUGGGCAUCUGCCCGAAGCACAAUCCUAUACCGGCGCCACCCGGCUGGUCCACGCACGAGUCCAGCUAUCCACUGCCGCAGUCUGCUCAAUAUCCAGAGCAAUUAGAUUACCCGUCCUAUCAGAGGUUCCAGAGCCCUAAACCCAGCAGGGAGCCUAACAAUGUUUAUCGACAAUCGCCUAAGUUCACGCGACAAACUACCGGCGGUUCCGGCGAGAGGUAUGGCAGUUCCAUGUAUGGAUCCGGUCACGCUUCCAGUAACACCACAUCCAGCACGUCGCAACACUCGUCCGGUAACACACCUACCAAACGACAGCCUCAGCCGGAUCCGAGAUACCGGGCGGAAGCGGUGAUCGAGGUGGAUCAAAGGCGGCCAUUCAGCAUAGAGAGCACGAAGAGCGCCCCGGAUGUAAUCGCGACACACUGACGCCGGGGUCCUGGGGAUUGGGAGCCCUACAAGAGACGCCAUCCCCGUCAAUUUUAUUCGGCGGCGACUCGUAGCGACAGUGUUAAUAAAGUGACCGUCGCCACGCAGAGCUCCCUCGACGACGACGCCUCAACGAGUUCCACUGUGGAAGCGAACUCCUCCUCCUGAUCCACGUGUCGCGACGCGUUCGAUCGCAAGAAAUCGAACGAGAAUUUGCCCGUGGCCGAUGAUUCCUGUGAAUCGUCGAGAAUCGGCCAGAUUGGCGAGAGAUAUGUCAAAGAAUCUGCGAAGGAAUCAACUAGAGUAAAAGAAUCGGCAACAGUCAUUGAUUUAUCAAAUUCGAACAACGUUAAUGCAAAGUCUCGGAUUGACGGUCCUUCCACUUUGCACUCGAUAAGUCGCGUUGGCUGCACGACUGCAGGCGAUUCGCCGAUUUCGGGAUCGCGGCGAGCGAAAGCAGCCUUGAAACUGCACGAUUUGCCGAUUCUGCAACCGCCGGAGGGCUUUAGGGUUCCCAUAUUCAGGUGCAGAACUCCAUCUCUUUCCUGGCAACAUUGCGGGUGUCUCUCGCAUACACACCUGCCGCCGCGGCAAUCCUCGAUCACCUGGAGUGCCUUUGAGCGAUGCAACAUGGAUCCAAUGUAUCGCACUUGGCCUAAUCGAGCCGCGAGGAGAUUUGGAGGGCCCUCGAGGAGAACGGUCGGUACUCAGAGUUCCCUAGAUGGCGUCAGAUCGUCUCUCGGCAUUCUUCGAUGCGUCGUCAGGUCGAUCGAUAUGACGGAGAAAUCGUUCGAUCAAGAGAUCGGAGCCUCUAUACCUUUCUAGUGUUUGUUUUACAGUUUGCUUCGCAGCACGGGCGACUUCGUGUCGACAUUUCUGUACAAUAAUGCGCACACGCUUCGAGUCUAUGUGCGAAUCGCCGUUUUCCCGAGGAACAACGUGAACUCUUUCGAGCGCGGGCUCGACGUUAGCCGUGUCGUCGCUAAGGCGAUAGGAGAGUGUAUCAAUCAUGUACAUAGCUGCGGUACCUAACUUAGUGCGAUCCAAAGUGACGACUGUACACGUUCAAAACUUCACAGUCGAAACACCCGUUUCCUAGCAAAGGAGAUAAAAAUAAAAGAAAAACAUAGUGUUGCAACCAUUGAGUGGUCCAUAUAAGUAAGACAGUCUCUUGGUGAUAUCACAAAUUUGUAACGGAAACCGCUCGCGAAAAUCAUGCAUUUCGCCACGUAAAUAUCGCGAACGACAAUCACUGCCUUUCGCGUUAUCUGCGAGACGGACGAGAUGUGAAAAUGGAGCGAAAAAAAGAGCCGGAUCGUAGCUUAAUCUUCGGGCUAGUACUUAAGAGCGAUUAAAUCGAGUAGCUUGAAACAUUCGUGAUACACGAUGGAAAAAAAGAGGAGAGGAAGAGACGCACCGUCGAUUCCGGAAAAAGAUGGAAAGAUACUUUCGCUGUUGAACUUGCACUCCUUGAGUUUCAAAUACGUUAGUAUUUAUUUACCUUAAUAUGUUUUAAUAUUUUCUCAUGCACAUUUUCUUUUAGCACGACACCGCGACGACUUCGGUAUAUUUGAUAUUCAUCUAAAGCUUGCAAUGCGGAAUGAGAUUGCGCCGGUGAGAUUAAUAUUGCAGACCAUCAAAAAGAAUUUACAGUUUAAAAAGUGAAGCGACACGUUUUGGACGUUUUUCCCAUUUUAAAUUAAAAUCUCAUUAAUUUUCCAGACUAUUGUUACUCUUAUUUUUAUUACAGUGCAGAGUAACCCCUGCUGGUGCAACUUUAUCGCUUUCUUUUGAUCGUUUGAAUAACUUUCUCGCAGCAUAUAAUGCGGGACAAUGCACGCUUUAUCGAUACUGCCGAUCAAUUUUUGUGAAAUCUCGCGGGCUUAAUGAGACGUAACAUAUCGGGAACGGAACUUCAUUCGAUCCAACACGUAGCACCGCCCUGGAAACAGAGGCGGGAACCGAGAGCUAUUAAUCACCCGUCAGCCGAAGAGGAAAACAAACUUCCACGAUGGUCUGCAGUCUUUCCCACUUUGCCGCAGGAAAAGAUGCGAGUAAAGUAGCCCGCGGGGUUUCCUCCGUACGAAUCGUCGGAGGCGACUAAUUAUUUCGAUCGAUUUGAGAUCCUCACCUCGUGAAUCGAUGUCGGCGCAAGUUCGGGAAAGAAAUCCGGAGCAAAUACUUGGUAAAACCAUUGGAUUCAUAAAACACUGUAUUUCUCCGACUCGUUGUAUUCCAGUCACGUAAUCUCACUAUAUGCUUCGCGAAACAAUACUUCUUCUUUAACAACGCUGCGCGCAACGUGCUGAAAGACAUUUCCAUAAAUUUUUCCUAAAAUCAGCAAAACUAAAUCAGAUCAAGAUUAACGUAAGAGUAAAAAUGCGAUGUUCUAUGAAUCUAACGAUUUUGGAUGCGUGUUUACACCCCAUUUUUAAUCUUAAAAAUGUCGAUUGAGUUACGACACUAGAUAGAAAUGCAAGUACAAGUCUUAAUCUUCGGUAUUGUUCAACGAUACCUCGCGCGAGAGGCAUCGAUCGGGGGAAGUUGAGGGAAGAUCGUGAUGUAUUGGCGCGUACACGAGGACGAUUAGACAAAAUAUUUUUCCACGUGAUGAUUCCUGCGAAAACAUGCGAGUCUGCGUGCGCUCGGUCAACAGAUAGUUCAAGAAAUGCAUUUAUAGUUCGUAAUGCACACACGCAUAUACAUGCACGCAUGAACGCAUCGCCCGAUCGUGCCAAAUCUGCAUUUCCGAUCGACUCAUAUGCAGCUGUUCGUGCUUCACAACGAAUGCGAUAUUUAUUUCCAUCGUCGACGUGCAGGAUGUAAAUAUAUUCGGCAGAAUUAUCAAACAAACGGCAGCGUUACGUUUAUUUUACGAAUGCCGAAGGGGAUGUCUGAAAUCACACACGGUUUGAUAAUCGCACGAGUAUGCACACGACGGCUGCAUAGUUUCCGCUGCCUCGUCCUUUGUAAUGUCUAUUUGCAAACCACUACAUUGCCAAGCGGUUUUCCAUCAAGAUUAUGUGUUAUUCUUCUUUCGCAUGACUAAUCCGUUCUAAAUGUUAACAAUAUUAUAUGCUAAUAUAUGCUCUGUUUACUAAUUUGCAAUUUAGUUGAUCAAAAUAGUGAUAUAAACCAAUAAUAAUAAGUUAUACGUAAUUUAUAUGCCAUUAUGUAUAUAGUGCAUAAUUAUUUUGACAUGUGUAUUUGACAUGAUAUUUAAAAUUUGUCGCGAUAAAAUAGUUAGAAUCUACAUUUGAUAAUUUCACAAUUUUUUUAAAAUUUAGAAAAAUAUAAUUUAUUAUUUCACUCAAUAAGUCGAUAGUUACAUACUCAUCUAUUGGAGAUGCCUUGUUGUGUCUAUUUGUCAGACAAUUUUUUAUUUAACUUUUAAUUAUCUCUAAUUAUAGCUUUAACCAAAAAUUUAAAGUGGACUAAUAGUUUUCUGUGACUCUAAUUCAAUACUCAUUUUUUUAAAUGUUAAGCUUUUAAGAAUGUUUAUAGAAACCUACAAUCUUUGAUUUAGAAAAUAAUAUAUGUAUGUCGUUAUUGUUAUUAAUGUUAUUACAUUAUUGUUAGUAAAAAAUAUAUAGAAACAAUUGCAUAUAUUUGUGUGUUACGACAAAAUUCGACAAAUCUCUUUUGGUCGCCAUCGAUAGACUCGAGUUCGUUACAAGGAAACACGAGUGACUUGUAUAUAUGUAUAGCCGUACAUAUCCGACGCAGCAGUAUUAGCGACAAUGUAUACUUCGUUGACGAGUGUGAUUUGUUUUCAUGUGUCCCUUGGAGCCAUUUCUGCACUAAUGGCUGGCAACGUCACACAGCAGAAUACAAUAAAAAAAUAAAAAAAAAA